GACAUGGGCGUGGCAAUUAUAAUAAUAGACAUGCGCACGUGUUGUGAUAACUCGGCACCGCAAACAGCACGCAAACGUAACUUAUACGCACGGCAUGCAGGUAAUUGAUUGAAGAUUUAUAAUCAUGAUUAGGGUCUAUGUGUUCGAUAUCAUUUGACAACUGUGCCCUUGAUAGCAUCAAUCCACCAAGUUUUUAAUGUUUCACCAAAGCGUGACAGCAAUCUUUCCAGGGAAGAUUGUAGUGUACCAUGUACUACAUUUCAUGUCUUGUUUAAUGUUAUGAACUUAAAGUAAACGCGCGCUGACACAGGCAAGGGAGAUGAGAUGACGCGAUUCCUAAGUGUACAUUGACUAAAAAGCGAUGGAUUCCACUCAUGCAUGUACGAGGUCAGUGCGAGGAAGCUGAAAGUAUAAAGGAAAAGGACGCAGUCGACCAACUAUUAGGUCUAUGUUUGAACAAAGGUUGGCUAUGAUAUAAAAUCCCUCAACCAGGCCAACCUUGUUGAUCUUGAUGUCGUUCACAAUAUCACAAUUAUAAAUCAAAUGCAAAUGUCGUAAAUACUAUUUGCCAUGACGUGAUAGUACAGACUACAGUGUUGAGUGUGCGAAGAGUAACAUUUUAACCUCUUUAUUGACUGAAGACGAGCGAGACCGGCAUUGAGAAAGAUGUUGCAUAUUGGUUGGUUAUUGGGAAGGUGUGUAUCAUAUGCAGAUUCCACCAGUACAAGAAUGGCAGCAGAGAAACUUUGGUCUCCACUCUCAUGUUUUCAACCUGGAUUGCAGAAAGAUGCCAAUGUUGCACUGAUUAUUCUGAACAGACCAAUCCAUGAUGUACAGCCUCUCCUCAAAAGAAUAUGGGAUGGUGCCGUUAUCAGAGCAGCAGCUGAUGGUGGUGCCAACCGUCUACAGGAAUGCAUGUCACAAGAAGAUCACAGAUAUGUUCCUGAUAUUGUCUCUGGUGACUUUGAUUCAGUGAGGGAAGAGGUAGUCCAGUACUGCAAAGAAAGGGGAAGUGAUGUGAUCCAUACACCAGAUCAGAAUUCUACAGAUUUCACUAAGUGCCUUAAGAUUGUUGUGAAUAUCGUCAAGAAAAAGUCUUUGGCAGUGGAUCGCAUCGUGGUGUUUGGAGCAUUUGGUGGUCGAAUAGAUCAAACUAUAGCCAACAUCAACACCCUCUUUCUAGCGUCGGCGGUAACGGACCUACCUGUAUACCUUCUUGGAGAUGACUCCCUAGCAUGUCUACUAUUUCCAGGCAGGCAUAGGAUUAAGGUGGACACUGGCCUCGAAGCCGAGUGGUGCGGACUCAUCCCUAUUGGUACCGAGUGCAAAAGGGCUUCAACGACGGGUCUCAAGUGGAAUCUAGACAACCAAUCCAUGCAGUUUGGAGGUAUGGUGAGUACGUCCAAUAGCUACGCACCAGAUGCACAAGAAGUGACAGUAUCCACCGAACAGCCUCUCCUCUGGACGAUGGGGAUUCAAACUCUGACCUCUGAAGGUCACAAUGGGUCAUUAAGUUAUAAUGGAUCAUCAGAGCAAUCAAAGCAAGAAGUUCCUGAAUCACGUUCAUGACCCACAAGGCCAAAGUAUUGAAAAAUAUGUUGGGUACCGGUAUAAGUUAUUUGAUUGCCAUGAGAAAUUAGCAUUGCUUAGAUUAAAGAAUUUAAAUGUUCACAGAAAGCACAUUUAUUUAGUCAUCAUAUCUUAGUGUGUGAUUUCUGUACAAACAGGUGGAUUCUUACAAAUCAAAAUCAGGAGUUCAUGAGAAUUAAACUUUGUUAAAAAAUGAAGUUACAUAAUUCAUAAGCAUGGAACUUAAAAAGAAGUAACAGAUUAUGGUGCGAAUAUUAAUUUAGAUGUGUUUUAUUUUCUUUGUUAGUAAGUGCAAUCUCAGAUGCACUUUUUAUUUUUAAGUAGUCAGAUACAGUCAUUGUUUAAAGAUGCAAGAUAUUUUACCAUGAAAAUUCUUGCCUGCAAUUUUGUGGUAUAUUAUCACCAGAAGUAUAUAUAUUUAGUACAUUGAUUUACUUAACUUUGUCAUUUAUAAUAUCCAGGCAACCGUGGUAUUCUCGAUUCCCUAAUGACAAAGCAUAUUGUUAUUAGCAGUAAUAUUUUCCUGAGAUUUCGGCAGUUUUACCUUCAUUCACUGCACGCCAGUUCUUGCAUGCCAUUUUGAAAUGUUUGCCUCAUCAACUGAAUUUAUGUGCAUGAAAACUGAUGUGUAUACCGGUAAUAGAUUUUAUUUCAUGGUGCUUUACAAACAUUUUUUAAUUUUUUGUUUGUUUGUUUGAAUCAUAGAUUGUAUCUAGAGUGUACAAAUUACUCAGUGCACACAGUAAUAUAUGGAAAAUAUGAGUUAAUCAGUAUGCAGGCACAUGUUAAAUAAAUCAU
Strongylocentrotus purpuratus (purple sea urchin) is the source of this 2388-nucleotide messenger RNA. RefSeq names its product thiamin pyrophosphokinase 1. Gene Ontology annotation, biological process: thiamine diphosphate biosynthetic process; thiamine metabolic process. NCBI's taxonomy places the organism in Eukaryota, Metazoa, Echinodermata, Echinoidea, Camarodonta, Strongylocentrotidae. The coding region runs from base 667 to 1569 and encodes 300 amino acids. The record is from RefSeq and is a predicted model, not a curated record. Gene Ontology annotation, molecular function: thiamine diphosphokinase activity; thiamine binding; ATP binding. The transcript is spliced from 7 exons.